AUGGCUUCAACAAGGAAAUACUCCAGCGUUUUCAUAUUUAUGAUUCUUUCAAGUCUUGGAUUUCAAGCAUCAUGUGACACUGGGAUCGGAACCAUCAAUGACCCUCCAUACUUACCUUCAGCGUGUUAUGGGUAUGAAGAUAAAGGAGUUAUGAUAGCAGCUGCAAAUGAAGAUCUAUGGGAAGGUGGAGCUGCUUGUGGAAAAUAUUUCCAGGUGACUUGUACCGGUGGAACGAAUCUAGGUACACCACACCCUUGCACCGACAACCCCACAGUGACUGUAAUCAUCACCGACUUCUGCCCACCUCCUGGUUGCAAGGGUGACCUUGACAUGUCACAUGAAUCGUUUUCUGCCAUUGCUGAUCCUGCAGCUGGAGGAAUUAAAAUCUCUUACCAACAGUGA
Molecule: messenger RNA, 402 nt
Organism: Lactuca virosa
Lineage: Eukaryota; Viridiplantae; Streptophyta; Magnoliopsida; Asterales; Asteraceae
Source: the annotation of a GenBank genome assembly